Messenger RNA from Taeniopygia guttata (zebra finch), 3253 nucleotides. It is a transcript of the gene MPP3, whose product is annotated as MAGUK p55 scaffold protein 3. Lineage: Eukaryota; Metazoa; Chordata; Aves; Passeriformes; Estrildidae. The record is from RefSeq and is a predicted model, not a curated record. Gene Ontology annotation, molecular function: protein binding.
GGGCGCAUGAGCGAGGUGCGCAGAGGCUGCGGAGGCUCCGCGGCCGGCCGGGGCAGCCUCCAGCGCCGCAGGAGCCCAGCCCGGGCCGCUCCCGCAGGAGUGCUUCUGAACCACAGUCCAGAAAGAAGAAAAAUCUUCUUGGUUGAAGUUGAACAUUUGUCUCUAGGAGUAAGAGCAAAGCCAUGCCAGUGCUUUCAGAAGACUCAGGGUUGCAUGAAACUUUGGCCCUUUUGACAUCUCAGUUAAGACCUGAUUCAAAUCAUAAAGAGGAAAUGGGAUUCCUUAGGGAUGUCUUCAGUGAAAGGAGUCUCAGCUAUCUGAUGAAGAUUCAUGAAAAGCUCCGUCAUUAUGAAAGACAGAGCCCAACUCCUGUUUUACAUAGUGCAGCAGGAUUAGUUGAAGAUGUAAUAGAAGAGUUGCAGACAGCACCAGUGAAUAAUGAAGAAAAAGAGCUGCUUCAGCUGUUGUCAACUCCACAUCUCAGGGCAAUGCUUGUAGUACAUGACACUGUAGCACAGAAGAACUUUGACCCAGCUCUUCCACCUCUACCUGAUAAUUUUGAUGAUGAUUUUGAUGAGGAAUCAGUGAAAAUUGUUCGGCUAGUGAAAAAUAAAGAACCCUUGGGAGCUACCAUCAGAAGAGAUGAACACACAGGAGCUGUGAUUGUAGCAAGGAUCAUGAGAGGUGGUGCAGCUGAUCGCAGUGGUCUUGUCCAUGUUGGAGAUGAACUAAGAGAAGUCAAUGGUAUUACUGUGCUUCACAAACGACCAGAAGAAAUAAGUCAGAUUUUGGCUCAGUCUCAAGGGUCAAUAACAUUGAAGAUAAUUCCAGCCAUCAAAGAGGAAGAUCGUCUAAAAGACAGCAAGGUGUUUAUGAGGGCACUUUUCUGCUAUAACCCCAAAGAAGACAGAGCCAUUCCUUGCCAGGAGGCCGGGCUGCCGUUCAAACGCCGCCACGUGCUGGAAGUUGUGAGCCAGGAUGAUCCCACGUGGUGGCAAGCCAAGCGUGUUGGGGAUACCAACCUCAGAGCAGGCUUGAUCCCCUCAAAACAGUUCCAAGAAAGACGACUGAAUUACAGGAGAGCAACAGGCACUCUGCAGAAUACCAGAACUCUGAAGAAACCGUUAUAUGAUCAGUCUUCUGACAAAGAAGACUGUGACUGUGAAGGAUAUUUCAAUGGACACUAUAUAGCUGGUUUACGCAGGAGCUUUAGGUUAAGUCGUAAAGAGAAGGAAAACAAUGGCAAUGAGGGCAAGCAAGCAGAGCAGGCAGAUGGAGCAGAGUUCCUCACCUAUGAAGAAGUCACAAAAUAUCAGCAACAGCCUGGUGAACAGCAGAGGCUGGUGGUUUUGAUUGGUUGUUUGGGGGCCAAGUUAAGUGAGCUCAAGCAAAAAGUUGUGUCAGAGAACCCCCAGGAGUAUGGUGUUGCAGUUCCACAUACAACAAGGUCAAGGAAAAGUCAUGAGAGAGAGGGAGUAGAAUACAAUUUUGUUUCUAAGCAAUCAUUUGAGACAGAUGUGCAGCAAAACAAAUUUGUGGAACAUGGAGAAUACAAAGAAAAUUUGUAUGGCACAAGUCUGGAGGCAAUCCGGUCCGUGAUGGCCAAAAAGAAGGUUUGUUUGGUGGAUGUGGUCCCUGAAGCAGUAAAGCACUUGAGGACUCCUGAGUUUAAGCCUUAUGUUAUCUUUGUGAAGCCUCUCAUUUCAGAAAAGAAAAAACAUGCCUUAAAAUCUCACAUGUCAGAAGAAAUCUCAUCCCCCCUUCAGGAUGAAGAACAGCAGGAAAUUAUUAAUUCAGCAGCAUUCAUUGAAGAGCAGUAUGGCCAUUUAAUUGACACUGUACUGGUGAAAGAAGAUCUCCAGAGUGCAUGUAAUGAGCUGAAAACUGUGUUAGAUAAACUAAACAAGGAUUCAUUUUGGGUGCCAGUCAGCUGGGUUAGGUCAUAGCUUCUUACCAUGUUUAAGAGAAAGACUGUAUAAAAAUGUUUUGUAAAUACAUGAAUUAGAAAAGGCAAGUACAUUGAAUUUGCUUCAAAACUGCUGGCCUUACCUAGAAGGCAAUAAAUAAAGACUGUAUGACGAAACAGUAAACUCACAAGCUGACACUGCCUUUCUGAGUCAAAUUUUUGAAUAGCAGCUGUCAUUUGGAAGUUGACACUCAGACCAAGUAAGCCAGUCCAGUCUUUUACUGAUCUUUAGACUGGAAAUUGUGCAUUUUGUUACAGUGGAGUUUCACAAAGGGUCCCACACUUCCAAAGCAUUUUGUGCUGAGACACUGACAAGAUGGAAGCUUUGUCCUUUGGCCACAAGUCUAGCCACAAAUUUUAUGGCUAGAUUUAAAACCUCAGAAUAAAGUACCCUUGGGAAAAAGCUCCUUCAGCUGGAUGGUAAGUGUUCUUUGGGGAGAGGUUACACCCUGCCAGUUACUCAGAAGUCCAACUGGCCAGCAAAACAUGCUUCCCUUCACACAGAAGCAUUCAUUGCAAAUCCUUUAGUUAGGCAUUAAAAACCAGGCCAGCUACAGAAGGGUUUUUUUAAUGUCCAUCACAUUUCCCAGUACUCCAAGUUGUCUUGCACAGGUCCCAGGUGUUAGUCUGCUCAGCCACAGCUUAUGCCCACUUUCCCAGUCACAAAUGCUGAACACCCUGAGAGAGUGUACCUGUAUGACUGGCCAGCUCAUAGAACAUAGAUUUUUAUAGUGUACAUGACAACAACUGCAUAUGGUUCUAAAACAGGACAGUUAAGAAGCUUUGUUCCUGCAAAACAUCUUUGCUUGUGCUGCCUGGUGGGACAGCCUUGACACCAAUGGAACAGCUCCAAAAAGGGCACUGAAAGGAGGAGCUACAGGUCAAAAUCAUCAUCCUUCCAGCAUUUAUGACUACUUCUGUUCCAAAUCUGGUUUCCAAAGCAUCUGAUUGGCCUGAAGAAGAAAACUGGUAGAGGACCUUUUAUAUAUUUGAGGAGACUUGAAUAUCCAGUAUUUUUGAGUGGGUCUUAGGAAGAUGCAGAGAUGAUUCUGCUGUGCUUUAUACUUGGGGAUUGGAGGGGAGAGCAUUGUACAGGUGCAUGUUAGCUGCAACUAGUUCCUGUUUUCACUUGCCUGCUGAGGUCUAAUAUUUCCUGUGUAUUGUGCCCUUUAAACAAGACCUUUUGGUGUACCAGUCUUGUUCCUUAUAUCUUAACAGAUGAUGUUAUUCUUGUUCCAUGACAUUUAGCAGAACUAAAAGUUGCAUAUUAAAAGUACAUUUCUUACA